Molecule: messenger RNA, 522 nt
Organism: Paramuricea clavata
Lineage: Eukaryota; Metazoa; Cnidaria; Anthozoa; Malacalcyonacea; Plexauridae
Source: the annotation of a GenBank genome assembly
AUGGGGCAAACUUGCUGUACACCAAUCGUUUGCGGCCCAGAAUCGCCACGAUUAUGUUGCCUUACGCAAGAAUCACAGGAACCGAAAUACGCUCGAUAUUUAGGAAGUAGCGAAGACGAGCUGGCUUUGGUUAACAUUAUUGGGGAAGCUUUGGAAUUGGACCCUGUCGUUGAUCGCGAAGCCGGCGAGGAAAAAAUUAACAAUUGGAUUGAAUCAAGUGCACCAAACUUGGGCCUUCCCGAGAGCGACAUGGGGAUUAAUCGUUUAAAAUGCUUAAAGUAUUGGGAAGCCGUUUUAGCCAAAGAUAUUUCAAAAUUAAGUGGGUCGACAGUGCACUUUUGCUUUGAGAAGAAGUCACCUGAAGAUCAGGCGAGAUUGGUUAUUGAACAUAGAGGCAAGUCGCUGUUUGUGAGAAAUGCUAGUAAAAGAGCAAGUAAGAAAGAACAAGCGGUGUCAAGGCCUUUAAUGGCACAGGCCGAACAGACUCGAUCAGAGAAUGGGCCGACAGAAACAGAAAUUUGA